Messenger RNA from Penicillium diatomitis, 1269 nucleotides. RefSeq names its product sphingosine hydroxylase (gene sur2). The record is from RefSeq and is a predicted model, not a curated record. Gene Ontology annotation, biological process: lipid biosynthetic process. The transcript has 2 exons. Lineage: Eukaryota; Fungi; Ascomycota; Eurotiomycetes; Eurotiales; Aspergillaceae. Gene Ontology annotation, molecular function: oxidoreductase activity; iron ion binding. Bases 1 to 1269 code for a protein of 422 amino acids.
AUGGCUGCGAACGCCUCGGCCGUCUUUGACCUCCCACCAUUGCCAACUUACACUUUGUCUGCGCGGGAGCCGCUUCUUCCGCCCAUUCCCGACAAUGUCCUGGCCUUGAUACUGCCGAUUAUCGCCUACUGGGGAUUGUCUAUGGUCUACCACUUCAUCGAUGUCAAUGGCUACUUUGAGCAAUACCGCCUGCAUACUCCGGCUGAAGUCCUCAAGCGUAACAAAGUUACACGAUGGGAAGUCGUUCGCGAUGUGGUACUUCAACAAAUUAUCCAGACGAUCGCCGGAUAUGCGAUGUCCUACUUUGAUGCGGUGGAGGUGGUAGGUCGAGAGGACUACGAUGUGGCUGUGUGGGCUACGCGUCUGCGUCUCCUCCAGACGGUCAUCCCCUCAACACUCGGAUUUGUGGGGGUAGAUGCCCUCGGUCUGUCGGAAUCCUUGUACCACAGCGGCCACUCGGUGCUCGCCGGUGUGCUCGCAGGGGGAUCCUACCGGAACUUGGUGCAAUCCAUGGUUUUGGACAACGGAGUGGAGGUGGUUGCUCCUGCAUUUGCAAGCUGGGAGCUCUCAGUCGCCAGCAUCAUCUAUUGGUACCUGAUUCCUGGCCUCCAAUUCGCGCUCGCCGUGUCGAUUCUGGAUACUUGGCAAUAUUUCCUCCACAGAGCGAUGCACCUCAACCGUUGGCUCUAUGUAACCUUCCACUCCCGCCAUCAUCGUCUCUAUGUCCCGUAUGCCUUCGGUGCUCUCUACAACCACCCAGUUGAAGGAUUCCUUUUGGACACUUUGGGUACAGGCGUUGGCUAUCUGGUCUCGGGGAUGACUAGCCGUCAGAGCAUGAUGUUCUUCACAUUCUCCACCAUCAAAACGGUUGAUGACCAUUGCGGCUACGCUUUCCCCUGGGACCCUCUGCAGCACGUUACCUCUAACAAUGCCGCGUAUCAUGACAUUCACCAUCAAAGCUGGGGUAUCAAGACCAACUUUUCUCAGCCGUUCUUCACUUUCUGGGACCGCCUUCUCAAUACUCAAUGGAAGGGCGAAACUAAAUUGCGCUAUGAGCGAGCGCGAGAGAACGCUCAAAAGCAGUUGGAGGCGGACAUCGUUCAAGCUCAGAACGAGACCUCAAUCUCGGCCCCUUCUCUGGAACGUGAACGCGACAGGGUUGUGGUGUCCCUCGACGGACCCGCAACAAGGACUCGCUUUCGACGGAAGACAGUGGACAGCCUAAAGGGCCCCAGUCACGCAGUCCCUGGCAGCGUGCUCCACAAGUAA